AGACGUAGUAAGCAGUGGAGUACAGAGAUAGUAAUCUAUAUCCCUAUGUGAAUAUAGAUUGAGGUAUCAAUGUUCCUCCGACCCUGAUCCCCUUCCCUAUGCAGCGACGGGUAUAUAACGAGUACUCCGGCCUGCAAUAGCAUUAUCCUUCUCUGCAGCAGGACAAGCAACUUACCAACAUGUACAAGAUCGCAAUCCUCUUGGCCGUCGUCGCCUCCGCCUCAGCCGGAUACCUUGCUGCCCCCGCCGUCUCCUACGCCGCCCCCGCCUACGCCACCGUAGCUCACGCCCCAGCAGUGUCCUACGCCGCCCCAGUCGCCGCUGUAGCUCAUGCUCCAGUCGCUGUCGCCCAUGCCCCAGUCGCCACCUCCUACGCUAACACCUACAGGACCGUCACCAAUGCAGUUCGUGUAGCCGCCCCCGUUGCACACGUCGCCCCCGCCGUAUCCUACGCCGCCCCAGUCGCUGCCGUCGCUGCCCCAGCCUACGGCGGUCUUGGAUACGGAGGAUACGGACUUGGAUACAGGUCUGCUUACGGACUUGGAUAUUCUUCCUACGUCCACUAAGUUCUUUUCAGUGCGAACAGCUUAAAAUUCGAUAUCAGUGUCCUACCCAAAUUUAAUUCCUACAAUAGUGAUGAUUAAUAAAUAAUUUAUUAUUUAACAGUGUUGUUAACAGAUGCCUAAGACCUUUUUUUUUUUUUUU
Nezara viridula (southern green stink bug) is the source of this 705-nucleotide messenger RNA. The record is from the annotation of a GenBank genome assembly. NCBI's taxonomy places the organism in Eukaryota, Metazoa, Arthropoda, Insecta, Hemiptera, Pentatomidae.